AACUGCAGGAGGCAGGCACUCCUUCCUCAUUCAGUCUUUCUUCGGGAGCUUGAGUGGAGGUUGAGGCGUGAAAGGCCUCCUUUGGAUAUUGUUUCUUUGUUCUCUGUAAAUGUGCAAAACUCCAUAAAACAAAAUGAGACGCACUCCUUUAAAAAAUAAAAUAACUGUUCAGAAUGAGCCCAGCUAUCUUCCCUACUUAAUGCUGGGCAGUAUUGGAGCUGAAGAAUUCAGAGCGGCAGAAUGUUUAAUAAAUUUAUCGAACAAUCAUACACAACGAAAUAAUGAUUACAUGAUUCAGCGUAUGAUACAAGAUUUAAAAGCUGUUCAACAAGAUCCAGUUCCGAACAUUUUAGAGAGCGAAGAAGAUAAUGUUUUACAACGGAGAACUGCCACGCCCUCCACACCGGUGAAAACAAAGAAUUAUAAAGUGAACGGUGCACCUCCACUCGUUAAAAAACUCCAUAAAUGUCCAUAUAUAGGAUGUGAUAAGUCUUAUGGAAAAAGUUCCCAUUUGAAAGCUCAUCUUCGGACGCAUACAGGAGAACGUCCUUUUCCCUGUAUCUGGCCACAGUGUGGCAAACGAUUUGCUCGUUCAGAUGAAUUAGCUCGUCACAACCGGACCCACACUGGUGAAAAGAACUUCGUCUGUCCUCUCUGUGGUAGACGCUUCAUGAGAAGUGACCACCUUAAUAAACAUGCCAAACGUCACCCUGAUUUCAGGCCUGGAAUCUUGAGGAAAAAGGCUGGAUCCCUUACAGAGAGCACGAGUCCAUCGGAGGCUUCAGAAAUGGGCUCUCAUCAACUAUCUUAAAUUUAUUCACAAUGGGCGUUUUACUUAGAUUUGUAUUUGGCAAGAUUUGAGAACUUGUUACUUCCUCAUAGCCAAAUGGGUGACUCUUAUUUCUGUCGCGAACUGUUAUAAUGGCUGUCAUUAUUAAUUUGGCGAGUUAUUGCUUGAAAAAAAUCAAGCUUGGUGAACAAUUUUCGACUAAACUUGUUCUCAAGUUUCAAUUUAUUUUAAGAUAUAUAAAAUUUAUCAUUGUUUAAAGCAGAUAUUAUUGCAGCAUCUUAAUUGAAUUAAUGCUCUUGCUGUUUUGUUUUUAUUUUGUUGAUAACAAUAUAUAUAAAAAGUGUCUGGAUUGUAAAGUAUCCAAAAGUAGUUAUUCAUACUGAUAAAAUAUUCCCAAUGAUUAAGAUUUCAAAGGCAUUAACCUUUUGGUCACAAGUUUUAUACUAAUUAUUAUGUGCUAACUACAAUUUUGCAGUUUUGGUGAAAUCACAAAAUGCACUUAUUAAAUUUUCAAAAUUGUGGCUCUUAAGAUUUCUACAUCUCUUAGAAAAUAUUUAUUGUACAUCUCAUCAAAAUUUUUAUUUUCUUGCUUUUCACUUUUUAAGAAAUGCUGUAUAAUAGGCACAAAUGUACUAUUUGGAUCAUCUUUCAUAUAAACAAUUAUCUGUGAAUGAUAUAGAAAUGCAUAAAAUGUGUACUCUUAGCAAGUUUUAAUGGCUUUUAAUGACACUAUCUUUCAUAACUAAUUCAAAAACAAUUUUAUUGCAAAACCCAGAUUUUUAACUAUUUUAUCUGCCAGUUUCUUUUUAAUUAAUUUUUGAAAAUGCUAAUGCAAUUAAAUAUAAUAAAAUAAAAAAGAUAUGUAAAAAUCACAGAAAAAAAUGCAUAUAAAUAUUAUUUAUGUAGUUAUUAAUAAAAUUAUGUUUAAAUGGAAUGUUACGAUGAAAAAGUAUUAAUUCCUUUAUUAUCUUAAUAUUUUUUUUCAGUUUUUAUGAAAAAAUUUUCAAUAAUUUGGAUGGGAAAUUAAGGAUUUUUUCAACUUUAUAUGAAUAUUUAAUUAAAAUGUACAUGUAUUUCAUUUGUAUUUAUUAUACAUAAUGAUAUCCCCCCCCCUUUUUAAGUGCUUGGACCUUUUUUACACCCAUAUGUUAUCUUUAAUAUAUUUAAAGGGAAAAUAAACUCAUUUUACGUUGCUCUGUGAAUAUAACUGAAUGCCUUUUCUCAGUUAAUUACUGAAUAAUGUUCAUAAUUAGUUAUUUCUACUCAAAAAUGUAUUAGUGCAACAUUUUCUUUUUGUUCUUAUAGAUUCUGUCUGUUUAAUUAAAUAAGUAAUUUGUGUUUCAACUUCUUGUCAGUAUUCUUGAAAGGAUGAUCUACUUUAGCUGAAUUAUUAACUUUGAAUGAGAUUUCAUAAAAGGAGCUAGAAAAACACAUAUUUUACACAAAUCAGAUGUAAUUUGAAGACAAUGAUAAAAAAUGAAUCAUUAUACUUUUUAAGUAAAAUAUUUGAAUUCUUUUACUAAAUAUAUUUUAAUGUGAAAAGGAAUUUUUAAUUUUUUAAUCCUCAUUUCGAACUUAUUUUCCAAAUGUAAUAUGCUAAAUGACGUUAAUAAACUUUCUGAGAAUGCACAUAUGACUUUAUGCACAUUACAAUUAAAGAAUACUGAUGUAUUUAAUUUUAUAAAAUCAUUUUCUAAUAUAAUUAAAAAAUUAGCUAUAAAGAGCUGCAUAUUCUUUUAUAUUAUUAAACUUUUAUAUUUUUUGUCAAAUUUGAAUUUUGUUUAAGCAGAAACAAUAAAUGUUGUAAAAGAAAAUAUAUUCAUCUCCACUGAUCAUUUUCGUUCUUUUUUUUUUUUUUUUUCCCCACUAUUGAAGUUAGUUGAUUGUUUUCUGUUGACUAAGUGCUUAUAGAUUCAGAAGAAAGAUAGUAAAAUUGAUAUUUUUGUUAAGAGUGAAAAUUUAAGUAGUUGAAUAGGGACCAUUUCAGUUUUAAGAAACUUAAAUAUUUCAUAUAAAAUUAUGCAACACCUGUUGUGCAUAUUUGAAAAAUAGUUACCACAUUGAGAUUUACUAGCACAAUUGCAUGUUAUAUUCCAAAGUAUUCUUCUAAACUUCUCAUUUAGACAUUUGUGGCAAGAAUAAUUUUAUCAGUGAAGAUCAUAUUUUUAUUUCAUUCUUUUAAGCUUUAUAAUUAUUGAUCAUUCUGCAGCAAUUUAAAAUCAUGCCGACCUUGUUUAUGUAUUGAUUAGAAAUUUAUUUCCUAUUUUAUUUAUUGUGUAAUGAGAUAAUAUUUAUUAUAAACUCGAGCAUUUUUUUUUUUUUUUAAGAUGGUCUGCAUUUGAUUUAAUGACACAUUUUUGUUUUCAGUGGAUCCAUUAUAUAAUUGAUCUUACUUUUUUUUAUAUUGGUACCUUUGUAACUUAUUAAAAAAAAAAUUAGUGUUUGCAUUAUGUUUGAAAGCUGUUUCAACAAUUUACUUGAAUAACAGCAUUGUUUUAAAGCUUUUCAAAUAUACCAUAUUACAUAUAUUUAACAUUGCCAUAACUUUUUAAGUACUUAAAUGACACUCUUUAUGAUAGAAGGGUUUUUAUGAUAUGCUUAUAUAUUAUUGAGCAAUUAUCUAUUUAUUUAGGCUUAAAUUUUAGUAUGUCAGUAUAUAUAUAUAUAUGUAUAACUCUGAAGGAUAUUUGUUCAGUUGAAAUAUAGCACAAUUAUAACUAUAAUACUGUAUUGCAUUGAAACUGCUGGUCAGUUUGUUGAGCAAUGCAUCAACAGUAUACCUGGAAGAAAUUUUCCAGGAAAGGAAAUUGUUAUCCCCUUGUAUUAGUAUUCUCCCCCCCCCCCUCCCCUGACACCAAAUCAUUUGCCAUUGUCUUCCUUUAGCUGCACACCUGUUACAGUGCAGCUUAGUUUGCAAUUUUCUGUCCUGAUAAAAUUUCAUAAUUGUUCAAAAUACAAAGUGUUGGGAUUCGCUUCUGCAAAUUUUUUUUUUCUUGUUAAAUAAACGGCCAUAAUGAAAUUGAAUUCUUUGUUUUUAUAUAAUUCAGUUUUAAAGAUCGAGCCUGUAAAAAAAGGAAUCGGAGAUUAUUUUUGUAGAAUGCAAUUCAGAAUUAUAAUUACUUGCUGUCCAAAUUUACACUUAUCAGAUUUAUUAAUAUGAGUAAUAUAUAAUUCCUCCCUAUCAAUAAUCCCUACUUCCUUAAUUGGAUUGUAAUUUUUGAAUUUAUUUUCUUCAAUUUUUAUAUAAAUUAAUUUGAUAUUUUUUGUGGAGAAAUUACAUUAAACAGAAAUAGUGUUAUAACAUUAGAAACAAAUCGGUGAAAAAACAAAACCAGAUUAUGGAAACUAGUUAAUUAAGCAAAAGAGAUUUUGGUAAUGCUCCUUAACAAGGACCAGAAGUUUAAAUAAUUAUUUUAAAAAUGCUUAUAAAAAUUACGGAUAUCUUGAAAUUGACUCCUAAAAUUUUAAUUUGAAACUAUUAUACUAUUUUUUUAAGCAAAUAAAAUCUUCAGCUUUGAUUUUUUGCUAUUGAGCUCUGAAUGUAAAAGUUGCAAUAGCUACCAGCAGCAACAGACAAAUUAAUUUUUGUUGCAUAUCUUGGAUGAAUUUAAUUCUUUCUUAAAAAAUUUGUUGCUGAGAUUAUUUUUGCUAAAAGAUGUUCCAGAUGGAAAAAAAAUCCUCCCCCCCCUCUCCUUUGUAUAUUUUAAAAAUUAUAUAGUGACUGUCCAGUUUCAAAGUUUAUUGGUCAUAAAUUCUGUAUUGACAGUUGUUUACUGAAAAAUUUCAACAUAUAUUAAGAUAGAGUGAAAUUUUUUAUAGUUAUAACGAAUAAUAAUUCAAGGGAAAUUAUAAGAAAAAAAUGCAAAUUAUUUUUCUUGUUUUAAUGUUUAGCCUACAAUGGUAUGGAAUAAAAAUACUUAGGAAUAUGGGCUUGUUUUAUGCAGAACUUUCAACUUGUUAUAUAAAUCGAAUCCCAACACUUUUGGUAACCACAUGCAAUAAAUCUUUCUUGUACAGUUGUUACAUGCUUAUAAUAUUUAUUAUUUGAACACUCACAAGCAUUAUCAGUGUACAUAAGAAUCCUCCCCUUGCAGAUUUGCAAACAGAUGUAAAUAGAUUCUUUAUUUUGUAAAUUGUAUUUAUUAGAUGCAUUUCUGCUGUGUAAACUGUUACUGACAAUCAUAGGCUAAAAUUUGUGGGAUCUACCAUUCAUAGCUAACGUUGACUAGUGUGAACAGAAUAGGUUCUAUUUUGCACUGGACCUUUAUGGAGUUAUUAGUACGCAACUUUCCUGCCUUCUUGUUUACAUCCAUAUUUUGUAUGUAUGUAUUUAUUCAUAUUUAUGUAUAUAAAUAUUUUGUAAACCUUACGAACGGAUGCUACAUCCUUCUGCAGAGUACAAAGAUUGUAUUGGAAACAGCUUAUUCCCGCGGUUAUAUAUUUUUAUGAAUCUAGAACAUUUUAAGAAUACAAGAUUAUGUAAUUUGCUUAUGCAACAUGUAUUCUUUUAACUUGAAUAAAAUGCCUUGGCAUACAAAAACUGAA
Molecule: messenger RNA, 5335 nt
Organism: Argiope bruennichi
Lineage: Eukaryota; Metazoa; Arthropoda; Arachnida; Araneae; Araneidae
Product: Krueppel-like factor 16
Exons: 2
Coding region: 134-811 (225 amino acids)
Biological process (GO): regulation of transcription by RNA polymerase II
Molecular function (GO): RNA polymerase II cis-regulatory region sequence-specific DNA binding; DNA-binding transcription factor activity, RNA polymerase II-specific
Source: RefSeq, a predicted model, not a curated record